AUGGAUUCAAUUGAAACUCCUUUCACUGCACUAGCACCACCUGUCUUCAAUGGAGAAGGCUAUCACGUGUGGGCAGCAAGAAUGGAGGCUCAUCUGGAGGCAAAUGAUCUCUGGGAAGCUGUCGAGGAGGACUACGAAGUUCCUCCAUUGCUUGCGAAUCCAACCAUGGCGCAGAUUAAGAAUCAAAAGGAGAAGAAAUCAAGGAAGUCAAAGGCGAGAGCUACGUUAUUUGCUGCUGUCUCACCUGAAAUCUUUGUCAGGAUUAUGACUAUGAAGUCAGCUUUUGAUGUCUGGAAGUUCCUGAAGAAAGAGUACGAAGGAGAUAAGAGGAUUAAAGGAAUGCAGAUUCUCAAUUUGAUCAGAGAAUUUGAACUUCAGAAGAUAAUUGUUCAAAAGAUUCUUGUAAUAGUUCCUGAAAGGUUCGAAGAAACCAUCUCUGCGCUGGAGAACACUAAGGAUUUGUCAAGGGUUAGCUUGGCAGAAUUGUUGAAUGCUUUGCAGGCACAAGAACAGAGAAGACUUUUGAGGUCUGAAGGGUCUGUUGAAGGUGCAUUAGCUGCAAGAGCUCAGUUCAAUCAAGGAGGAAAAGGGAAGAAGAAUGAGAAGUACAAGAAGGGAAGCUCAGGUUCUGAUUCUCCUAAUACCAGUAAGGGAACAAAAUCCUAUUUUCCUCCUUGUAAACACUAUGGAAGGAAGGGUCAUCCACCUUUCAAAUGCUGGAGAAAGCCAGACCAGCAAUGUGAGAAGUGCCAGAAGAUGGGACAUCAUCACAGAAUUUGCAAGAGCAACAUUCAACAGAAGAAUGUGACAUAA
Molecule: messenger RNA, 813 nt
Organism: Asparagus officinalis (garden asparagus)
Lineage: Eukaryota; Viridiplantae; Streptophyta; Magnoliopsida; Asparagales; Asparagaceae
Exons: 2
Coding region: 1-813 (270 amino acids)
Molecular function (GO): zinc ion binding; nucleic acid binding
Source: RefSeq, a predicted model, not a curated record